AUGGAUCCCAAAAGAUCACGUUCCCAACAAUCGGCGGAGAUAAUCGCCGGCAACGACGAUUUACUGACGGAAUUAAUCCUCCUCCGCCUCCCGGCGAGAUCCCUCAUCAAAUUCAAGUCAGUAAGCAAACGCUGGCAAUCUCUCAUCUCCGCCCCUCUCUUCGGCGCCGCCCACACCAAACACCACAGCCGCCGCCGCGAAACCCAGCCCAGUUUAAUCCUCGGCACCGCCGCCGAGCCGCCGGAGUUCUUCUACUUCAACCCCACCACCAGGGUUUUCCUCCCGUACACCUUCCAACACCCGUACACCAAAAUCCUCCAAUCCAGCCACGGCCUGUUGCUACUCGCGUGCAGAAACUCGCAGUUCGGGCGCGUGCACUACCGCGUGCACAACCCCACGACGAAUCAGUCGAAGAAAUUGGAAAACAUGCACGAAAACAAGAACAUGCUGACGUGGAUUCUGGGGAUGUCGCUGUCGUACGACCCUCGUACUUCCCCGUACUACAAAAUCAUCUGUACGAGGAGAUCACCGUUACCCUAUUCCGGAAUCGGCUUCGAGAUCUACCACUCGGAGUUCGACAGAUGGGAGCAUGUUCCGGGCGGAGAUAUUUACCGCUGUCUCCUCGGCAUUAGGUUAUCGAAAGGGCUUUCGUGUAAUAACGACGGGAUAUAUUGGAUCCAGCCCACUUCUCCAGAAUCGUACUACUUCAAUAUCCGAACCCGGCAUUUGGAAAAGCUGUCGGGGAACUACGCCCACCGCAGAAAAAUGCGUCCUUGUUCGAACAAGAACAAACUCUUGGUAUCGAACGGGCGCGUGCAUUGUGUCAGCACCUAUUUCGGUCCGAAAGUCAAAUGUUUGAUUGUGUACGAGUUGUUGUCGGAUCAUAAUUCGGGUUGGGUCGAGAAAUGUUGGGCUGAUUUGGGCCCGUUUCUGGAGGUUGACGAGGGACCCGUUGGGUUGCUCGGGAUUGUGAGGGGCGAAAAGGAAGAAUAUUCUUCGGUUUUGCUUCUUGCACCGGGGAAGAUUAUUUGUUACUGGUUUUUGGAUAGGAGAUUCGAGGUUUUGUGUGAUUUCACGAGUAGCGAGAUUUAUAAAGAGGAUGAUCAGUUGCAGUUUCGAUCCUUUCGGAGUAAAUUUUCUUGUCAAUUUAUUGAGAGUUUGGUUCCUGUUUGA
This is a messenger RNA of Erythranthe guttata (spotted monkey flower), 1173 nucleotides long. RefSeq names its product F-box protein At5g07610-like. Gene Ontology annotation, molecular function: protein binding. Lineage: Eukaryota; Viridiplantae; Streptophyta; Magnoliopsida; Lamiales; Phrymaceae. The record is from RefSeq and is a predicted model, not a curated record.